Triticum aestivum (bread wheat) is the source of this 1714-nucleotide messenger RNA. Its product is annotated as nod factor hydrolase protein 1. The record is from RefSeq and is a predicted model, not a curated record. Gene Ontology annotation, biological process: carbohydrate metabolic process; chitin catabolic process. The transcript has 2 exons. Lineage: Eukaryota; Viridiplantae; Streptophyta; Magnoliopsida; Poales; Poaceae. Gene Ontology annotation, molecular function: chitinase activity; chitin binding. Gene Ontology annotation, cellular component: extracellular region. Bases 32 to 1405 code for a protein of 457 amino acids.
CAAUGCUCGCUCUCCGGCCACCUCCCCAGCAAUGGCACACACCACACUCCUCCUCUACACUGUCAUCUCACUCUCGCUCUCCCUUGCAGCUUCAGUUCUUGCGCCACCGCCUGACACCACCCAACAAGCACCGACGACGGUGCGGGCCGGCUACUACUUCGCCGCCGACGCCGACCUCUGGCCCCUCUCGGCCCUCGACGUUUCCCUCUACACUCACCUCUACUACUCCUCUCUCUCCGUGCACCCCACGCGGCACACGCUCCAGCUCCCAGCCGACCUGGCCCAGGCGCGCCUCCUCGCCAACUUCUCCCGGGAGCUCAAAGGGAGGAACCCGGCGCUCAGGACCCUUCUCUCCCUCGCCACCGCCGGCGCCGAAGAUGCCGCAGCAGGCGCCACCACGGCAUCUGGGGACCCCGCGUUCGCCGCCAUGGCCGCGGACCCGACGUCGCGGGUCGCGUUCGUCGACGCGGCCGUUCGGGUGGCGCGGGAGAAUGGCUUCGACGGGAUCGACGUCGCGUGGCGGUUCCCGGCGUCAGCGGUGGAGAUGGCCGACUUCGGGUUCCUUGUGGCCGAGUGGCGCGCCGCGGCGCCCCAGGGGUUCCUGCUCACGGCCACCGUCUACUUCUCUAACCACGUGUUCGGCGCGCCGUUCGCCGGCGUGGACUACCCUUCGGAGGCGCUCGCGGGGAGCCUCGACUGGAUCAACGUGAUGGCGUUCGGGCUCCGGCCGGCCGGCGCAGCGGCCAACGUCACGGCCUUCGACGCGCCGCUGUACGACAGGGCGUCGCACUUCUCGGUGAGCUACGGCGUCGUCUCCUGGCUCGACGCGGGCGUCCCGGCGGGCAAGGUGGUCAUGGGGCUCCCGCUCUACGGCCGGUCGUGGUUCCUGCGCAAUAAGGCCAACAGCGGCGUCGGUGCGCUGGUCGUGGCCGCCGGGCCGAAGCAGCGCGGGAGCAACGCGACGGGGGCCAUGUCCUACGCCGAGGUGCAGGCGCUCACCGCGACCGCGGGCGGACGCGCGCCGGUGAUGACGUCGUACGACAACGCCUCCGUGUCGUCGUACCUGGCGGUGGGCGACGUCUGGGUCGCCUUCGACGGCGCGGCCGUCGUCGCCGAGAAGCUCGGCUUCGCCGCGCGGUGCGGCCUGCUCGGCUACUUCCUGUGGCCAGUGAACUACGACGACUCCAACCUCACGGUAACCAGGAGAGCAUCUGAGGUCUGGGAGCAGAGCAAAAUUUCGUCGGAUUUGAGGAACGUCACGGGCGUCCGGCAGGGGAAAGCCCCAUUUGAGCUGCCGCCGGCUCUCGGGUCGCCUUCGCCGGUGCCCGUGCCGACGUCCGCAUCGUUCUCAUGGCUGUGCCGGAAGAAGCUGCAUUUGUCUGUACUAAUUCUCCUCUUAUAUUAACUUAUAUUAACUGGUGCCUUCCCCGUCUCUCCUCUGUUCACUCCAACAUCGAGGGAUUAGGAUCUCAGAUGUAGCAUCAGCAGUUUCGAAUUUUCUACACGGUUUUAUAGUUCAGAAAGUGAAGAGAGUGCGCAUCAACAAGACAACAGUAGUGUAAAUCACAUUUCAGUUGUCAUAUUGGUUUUUACUGAAAAAGAGAAGCUGUCAAAUUGGUUUUGUUGGCCAAUGACUUUGAGCUUACAGCACUAUGUAUAAACGAAAUUGCUCUGCGGAUGAUGUACAAUCUGACGAGAGUUGGAUGAGAGCCAU